This is a messenger RNA of Oryzias melastigma (Indian medaka), 5513 nucleotides long. RefSeq names its product protein phosphatase 6, regulatory subunit 2b (gene ppp6r2b). The record is from RefSeq and is a predicted model, not a curated record. Lineage: Eukaryota; Metazoa; Chordata; Actinopteri; Beloniformes; Adrianichthyidae. Gene Ontology annotation, molecular function: protein phosphatase binding; protein phosphatase regulator activity. The coding region runs from base 408 to 3149 and encodes 913 amino acids. Gene Ontology annotation, cellular component: nucleus; cytosol. The transcript is spliced from 25 exons.
UACUACUAAACUAUUGGUGAUAAAUUAAGUGUGUUGUUUUUAUUUUAUAUUUUUAAAUAGCAAGAUUUGUCUGAAUCUUUUUGUUGAAUAGUUAGUGUAAAUACAGUGCAGUGGUGAAAGCCUAAAUGACAUUGCACUGCUUUUCGGUAGUGUCGUUAAGCUAACAACGCAGUCAUGAAUCGGCAACUAUGGGCCUCCUCCGGGUGACUUGACACCUUCGGUCGCCGAAUGCACCGUCCUUGAGUUUACGGUUGAUCCCGUUUGAGAUAAUGGCUUAAAGAGUUUCCGGUGUCAGGAUGAGCAUAUACUGGCUUUAAUGUGUGGCUGUUUAAGAAGUCCCGUCUGAGGAUACAUCUCCUUUCUCCAAGUCUCAUCAGCUGCAGUGUAGGUUCCAGUGACAGGCAGCCAUGUUUUGGAAGUUUGACUUGCACACAUCUUCUCAUCUGGAGGCCUUGCUGGACAAGGAGGAUGUCACACUCACAGAGCUUAUGGACGAGGAGGAUGUGCUGCAGGAGUGCAAGGCCCAGAACAGGAGACUUCUCCUGUUCCUUUGCCAAGACAACUGCAUGCAGGAACUAGUUCGCCUGAUCACAACAGAGCCCCCUGCUGGUGCAGAGGAGACGAAGCGCUUUAAGUACUCAAAUAUAGCGUGUGAGUUGCUGACAUGUGAUGUGGGAAUGAUCAAUGAGAAGCUGGGUAGUGAUGAGUCUCUCCUGGAAACUCUGUAUGCCUUCCUCGAGCAGCCAUCGGCACUAAAUCCCCUCCUAGCAUCUUUCUUUAGCAAGACGAUUGGAAACCUCAUCACGCGGAAGACUGAGCAGGUUAUUAGUUUCCUGCGGAAAAAGGAUGGGUUUCUUUCGUUGGUCCUAGAGCACAUCGAUACGUCGGCCAUGAUGGAUGUUCUCCUGCGCCUUAUCAGCUGUGUAGAGCCGGCGCCUCUUCGUCUGGAGACUCUGAUGUGGCUUAAUGAACAGAAGCUGGCCCAGAGACUCAUAGAGCUCAUUUAUCCUGGGAAAGACGAGGAGAAGCAGACAAACGCAUCUCAGACUUUGUGCGACAUUAUUCGGCUGAGCAGGGACCAGGCUGGGCAGCUUCAGGAGAUUUCACAGCCCGACCCUCUGCUGACUGUGCUGGAAUCGCAGGAGUGUGUUGAGCAGCUGCUGCAGAACAUGUUCUCAGGAGAGAAGAGCGAAAGCUGCAUUGUUAGUGGGAUUCAAGUGUUUUUGACAUUGCUGGAAAUACGAAGGCCCAUGGUGGAUGGGAUGAUGGAUGCCCAGGCGUUUGAGAGGAGUUACACUGUUAACAGCAGCAUUUUACUGGCCAUCCAGCCACACCUGACUCAUUUCCACCAGCUCCUUCUGGAGCCACCUAAGAGAGAGCCUAUGCUGACCACUUUAGGUGUUCUGGAGGAGCCGCUGGGUAACACGCGUCUGCAUGUAGCCAGACUAGUGGCUUCUCUGCUUUACACCAGCUCUGCCAGCCAUGCAGUCGUAGCACAAGAGCUCUGCAGACUCAACACUAUGGAUGUCCUUCUGGACUUGUUUUUCAAGUAUGUGUGGAACAACUUCCUGCACCUGCAAGUGGAGCUGUGUGUCGCUGCCAUCAUCCGGCCUUGUGCCCACGAAAUGAGGCUUCAGCCGGGUUUGGCUUCCAGUGACAAGUGCAAAACUCCUCAAGAAGGAUCCAAAGAUCAGACUUUGGCUGAAGACCCAUCCUCUGAAUCUCCCAGCUCCUCUGAAAACCCUGCACACAACUUGAUGGUGACCCAUUUGUUCCAGCACUGCCACCUUGUCCAGAGGAUCCUGGAGGCUUGGGAAGAGAAUGAUAAAAACCAGUCAGAAGGUGGGAUGAGAAGGGGGUAUAUGGGACACCUGACCAGGAUUGCCAACACAGUGGUCCACAACCUGGAGAAAGGUCCUAUCCACACCCAGAUUAGUAACCUUAUAUCAGAGCUGCCAGAGGACUACAGAGGGCGCUGGGAAACCUUUGUGGAACAAACACUGUCAGAAACCAACAGAAAGAAUACCAUCGACCUGGUUGGAAGUGGAAACCCUCGACCUUGCUCGGAAGAUGAUAUGGAGAGUCCUUUCCCCAAAGAACUGACAGUACAGCAGGCUUUUUCGGACUAUCAGAUCCAGCAGAUGACUGCUAACUUUGUGGAUCAGUUUGGCUUCAAUGAUGAGGAGUUUACCGACCAUGAUGACAGCAUUGGAGCCACGUUUGACCGGAUCGCAGAGAUCAACAUUAACAUUGAUGCCGGCCAGGACAAUGCUAACACAGCUGUGUUUGAGGCCUGUUCCAAGGAGAGAAUUCAGCCCUUUGAUGAUGACGAGGAGGACAUUUGGGAGGAAAAAGAGAUCAACUAUGCAAUACAAACUAAGUCGAGGAACAGGUUUGGCGGCUCACAGUCCUCCCAAAGCCAAGCAGAGAGUACUUGUCAGAGGACGGCAGCUUCGAGCACUGAGGCCCCAGACAGAGAAGCAUCCUCUGAUUCUGAGGAGGAGGAGCGUAAUGAUGAUCUGGAUCCUUUUUCAAGUCAAGAGCAGACAGAAACUGCAAAGAGCGUUGGCUGGGUUGCAGACUUUGGAGAGGUGAACUCUACCGCUCCUGCAGCCGGAGUUCCAUUUUCCCCAUGGGACACUCCGGUCUCCCAGCCAGCUGCAACAGAAGCCGAGGAUAAAGGCUGGGCAAAGUUCACCGACUUCCAGCCGUUCUGCUGCUCUGAAACAGGCCCCCGAUGCAGCUCUCCUGUCGAUUCUGACCUGAGCGGAUCAGAAAAUGUCAAACCAAACCCCAACCUCUCUGCAGCUUGUGUGUGGAGCGCUUGUGUGGCAAGAAAAGCUCCGCUGGUGGCAUCAGACAGCUCCUCCUCCAGUGGCUCUGACAGUGACGACGAAGACCGCAAGAAGCAGUCCAAACGCAGCGAGACGUCCACCACGGAGACCAUCACCACAGGUGCCGGCAAAGAGACCAUCCGGCUCACAGUGGACACCAAAAACGAGAGGGCAGUCUUCAGCAGUGAAGCUGACAAAGUGCCAGCAGACGGCCCGUCAAUCGCAGACACAGAAAAAGACAAAGAAAAGAAGCAUGGAAACUGUUCCAGCCCAGUAACAAGUACAGCUGAGCAGCCAGCUGCAGCCACACAGUGAGUGAGAGGAUGUAGUCGCCAGCGACGGGACUGGCCCGACCAUGCAGCUAAAGAAGACGCCACCAUCCCUCCAUCGAGCACACAGCCACCCACCUCUGCUUCCUGUUAGCAGUCCUCCAAUGACCUUUUGUUGUGUCUGUAAGUUGAUGGAAAACCCUCAUUUAUGUGGGAACCCCCUCAAAAAAAAAAAAAAAAAAAAAAAGUACUUUUGAUUGUGUCAGAGAGAUGAGACAUGCCUUCAAAAAAAAUUGAAAUUUGACAUUAAAUCAAGUUAUGGGUACGAUUCCCGGUAAUUUUUCUAACACAAGAUUUAACUGUUUACAAAUUAGUAAUCUAAUAACUAGCAGUCAAGCUUGCAAAACUAUAACAGUUCUUUUUUUGUAUUAAAUGUAAAUUCUGCUACUUUUCUUCAUGCUGUUUAAAUCAUUUCAAAUCAAUGUUUUAACUUGCACCAUUUGGAACAAACAUGCUCCUUUUCUUUACUCAGAGCGUCAUAUUUUGAAAGAAUCACGUCACUUCCUCUUCUGAAAGACUAACGUAGUUUAGGUGUGUGUGUGUCUGAGCUCCGUCUGAGAUGAGCGCAUUCUCAGGUUAAAGGCAGAAAGCACACCUGUGUGACACACAGCACGCACACAAUUCCGUAGACCUGCGUAUGUAUAAACAGCCAUACCUGCAAACACAUGCAAAAAAAAAAAAAAAAAAAACGAUCUGGUGGGGUGAAAAACAAACAACAGUGAUGACGUGCACAGACCAGUUCAUCCCACCCUCAAACGCUGUUUAAAUGUAAUAUUGUGAAUUUGAACCUGUAUUAGGUUGUGGUUUAUUCUUGGUAAUGCAUAAACAUAAUAUAAAUGUAAACAGUAUAUAUACAUUAUAUCUAUUUUUGGAAUAAAUCCAAUGUACGGAACGGAGGUUGUUUUGCAGGUUGCUCUGUGUGUGUGUGUGUUGUUGGAGGCAAUAAGGAUGUGUGUGUUUUGGUUGUUAGGUCAACAUGAGUUCCUGUUAUUUUUUAUUUUUAUUUUUUUUGCUCGAGCCCUUUCUACAUGCAGGUGUGAGAGUGAGCACGUCGUGUGUUUCGGUUGUCUGCAGGAUGUCUUCCAUAAAGUUUACCUUAAAGGAUAUUUAUCUGCAGAUUACAGCUCAGGUUGUAUUGUACGUUCAAUCAACAGUUUACUUCCCAAAUUUAGUCAAUUAUUGGUCAGUCACUUCCUGCCAUUCGCCCGUUUACAGAAGCAAUAUAGGUUAGAUAUUUUUAAAACAGAAUUUCCCAGUUAUUACAGUUUUUUAUGUAACACAUUUCAUACACGCGAACACUUUUAACUCUUUAAGAAUUAGUGUUUAAAUACAGAUCAUAACAUUCAAAUUUAAAAGAGUUGAUAAUUAUCACUUCAACCAUAAAAUGGCCUGAGCUGUAAUAAACCGGAAGUAUUCUCUAAAUCGGUGUGCCACACACUCACACCUUCCUCACCUUCUUUCUUCUCAUCUCUCUUUCUCAGGGAAGGAGUUGACUUUAGUUGCAUCAAUGACUAUGAAAUGAUUUACUUAAUUUAUUUUCAAAGCACUUUUUUGAACAGGCACUUUUGAUUUGUAUGCGACAGUAUAGCCCUCCUUGUAGUGGUGGGAGAAGUUUGACUUGAAGGAGGGAGCAUGUAGAUACUCUAGGUUUUUGUUUUUUAAUGCUUUCUGCCAAAGUGUGUCUUCCCAACAGGAUUACAGCUGAACUUCAUAUCCGCAGUAGUUUCUGGUCAUACAGGUGUAGAGUUCUCAAAUACAGUUUUUGAUCAAUCUUCCACUUUUUUUGUAAUAUAGAGUGUGCACUAAGACGAAGGCUUUAAAGUUUCAUCUUGGAUGACAGUUUUUGCUUUAAUCAGUUUGAAUCAGAAAGCAACUUUUUUUUAAAGUCAGAAGUAGAAAAUGAGAGAAAUACUUUUUUUUUUUUUUGUUUUGACAAGUACAGGGUUUCCCCUCCUUCACCAAACAUAAGCACUGUAUCCUACUGUGUGUGUGGAUUGAGGGCCACAUGGUGUGGGUUGUAGUUACGGGUACGUUGCAGCACUAAUGGCAUGUGGUACAGUAAGCUUUAAGUGCCAUUAAUUUGGAUAAAGCUGGAUUCUUAAAAAAAAACAAUAGGUUUUUAGGUUUCAUUAUUCAUUGCCCGUUUUGUACGUUGAGGUAUUUUCUUGUAUGUGUGUGUGUGUGUUUGAAGAUGUGGGGGGAAUUCUGGGAAAGAGUGAUGUAAUGUCAUUUUUUUUCUAUGUGAAGUGGACUGAUGCUCGUUUUAUUUUGAAGGAGUAAUGUGUCUCUUUCCUGUUGUCGGUUUAGCUUGUACAUUCAAAUAUUGAACCUAAUAAACGUGUCAAAACAA